Molecule: messenger RNA, 4335 nt
Organism: Sardina pilchardus (European sardine)
Lineage: Eukaryota; Metazoa; Chordata; Actinopteri; Clupeiformes; Clupeidae
Gene: cramp1
Product: cramped chromatin regulator homolog 1
Exons: 20
Coding region: 344-3940 (1198 amino acids)
Biological process (GO): pattern specification process
Cellular component (GO): nucleus
Molecular function (GO): chromatin binding
Source: RefSeq, a predicted model, not a curated record
UUGUUGAGGCGUCAGAGCUUCAGCUCGUGUUCAAAACUCGGAAAAACGCUUUUAUCACGUAGUCAACGCCUAAACCGUAUUGUUAAUAUCUGCAGAAGAUGCAUGAUACUAGUAGAUUCGAUUCAGCUUAAAUAAUUGAAUGUAUCAUACUAGGGGGAGUAGUAAAAGUACGGAGUUGGUGAGGUAGAGUUGCUGUUGCUAAGAUAGCUAACAGUUGGAGCUGCGCAGAGUUGUAUCCCCUGUUGGAACAGGAGUGAGGAGAGGACGAGUAGCUGCUUGACCCCUUUCAUGCUCUGAAUAUGUUAAAUUUCAUCAACUUUUGGUCUCCAAAAUCUUCGGACACAUGGUGAAGAGAAAGAAGACGUCGUCAGCUGUCGACGAGCUGGAAAAUGGGAUGACAGUGGGCCAAGGGGAUGUUUCCGGGGGCGAGGGGCCAAAGAAACCUGCCCGCAAGCUGGAGGUUUGCGAGGAGGAGAGCGGAGAUCAGGCGAGCGAGGAGACGAGUACAAAGAGAGACGAAGAGGAAAUUCUUAAUCCAUCAACUGCGGCCAGCUCCAGUUUGACUCCGAGUCUUCACACCUCAACACCGAACCCGUCCGGACCCCCAGCGAACUUGCAGUCCAAUACUUCCCCUCCUGCCGUCCCACAGAACCAGGAUCAGCAUCAUUUUCUCCGUUCCAGUGUGCGACCUCCGAGCAAGCGGCUCCGGAAGGAUCCCGUUGCCCCUGCGCUGAACGGGCACGGCGGGGCGAAAGCGAAAGGGGCCGAGGCAGGUCCAGCAGUGUGUGCGGCUACCACAGCAGGCCCUGUAGGGGGAUCAGGGGCUGGAGGCAGUUCCCGAUCAGGCCCACGAGGCCAGAGCUCUGGAGAGAAAGAGGAAGGCGGCAGCCAGAAACGGACCCGCAGACAGUGGGAGUCCUGGAGCACCGAGGACAAGAACAGUUUCUUCGAAGGCCUUUACGAGCAUGGGAAGGACUUCGAAGCCAUUCAGAACAACAUAGCACUGAAGUACAAAAAGAAAGGGAAGCCAGCCAGCAUGGUGAAGAACAAGGAGCAGGUUCGCCAUUUUUACUACCGGACGUGGCACAAGAUCUCCAAGCAUAUUGACUUCAACAAUGCGUACUCCCGUCUGCUCAAGAAGUCCUCUCAGGAGCUCUUCGGUCUCAUCUGCUAUGCUGAGCUCAGGAAGAAAGUCGGAGGCUUGAUGGACGAUAAGAAUGUUGCAAAACUGAAUGAGCUCAUUCAACAGGGAGCCACGACAGUGCGUUCCAAAGGCAGAAACCUGCGCAUUAAGGCCCCGAUGUGCCGAGCCCUAAAGAAAUUGUGUGACCCAGAUGGAGUGAGUGAUGAGGAGGACCAGAAGCCUGUCCGGCUGCCGCUGAAGGUUGCCGUGGAGCUGCAGCCGCGCAGCAACCACUCAUGGGCCCGCGUUCAGAGCCUGGCACACAAUCCCCGCCUCCGGAUGGUUGUGGAGCUCCACAGGAAGGUCUCCAGCCUGAUUGAGUUCCUGAAGCAGAAGUGGGCUGUGCAGGACCAGCGAAUCCGCAAGAGUCUAGAGGAGCGGGAAGCUCUAGAGGGCGUCCCCAAGAAGGCUGAUGCCGAGGAGCUCCUUCUGUUCCCGGCCGAGAGCAGCACGGUGACCACGCUCCCGGGCGUGGCGCGCGUCGUCCACUCCAAAGCCUCGUGCACCGUGCACUGGCAGGAGACGGGCAGGAGCCGUCCGGGCUCCCGAGACCUGCCCGCCGCCCACAUCCUGGGCAUCCAGCCGGGGGGCCGGGGAGCGGGGCGCCCGGGGAAGGCUGCAGCGCCCCCUGCUGUUAAAGCAGAGGGACCGAGCCAGGAGGGCACCGAGAGUGGCUCAGCAGCAGCAGCAGCUGGCAGUGGAGGAGAUAGUGCCAGCGCUAAUGCUACCCCGGCUCAAGGCUCCGCCGCCGUGCCGGUGCCCGCGCCCCACCCUCCGACACACUCCGCUUCCCCGGCCACCACCACCCCGUCGCUGCCAGCCGAGCAGAGCGCCGGAAAGGGACCAGCCGAGGCGGAGGGGGGCGGCGCGCAGGCGGACGCGGACCCCAAGGAGAGGAGCUCCGCUGGAGCUCAGAGGGACCAGGCUCCGGCCCCUGCGGAGCAGGGCAAGGACGAGCCCGGCGCGGGCGGCGUGUUGUCUCCCGAGCGCACCGCUCCCGGCCUCGCCGUUCCACACGCCGCACUACCGGACACCUCCGCACGGCCGGACGGGGACGGCAGCAGCGCUCCGAGCAGUAGCGCCAGUAGUGCCGUUGGCGGCGGCAGCGCCGUGCUGACCGGACGCUCCCCGGAACGGAUCCGCGAGGAAGGCUGGAGUGCCCAGGAGGCGGAGAACGUGACGCUGGCCGAGCUCUACCUGAUGCUGGGCAAGCCGGGCAAACUGCAGCUGGAGUACGAGUGGCAGGCGCGGCCGCCGGCCCCCGCCACCACCCCGCCCAACACACACAGCGUGCUGCGCUGCCUCCUGCGCCUCGUUGCCUCCGAGGUCAACCCCAAGCCGGCUCCGGAGCUGUGUACAGUGGGCACGUCCCCGGUGAAGCCGGGCCAGGAGGAGCAGGCCCUCUCUCUGACGCCGCCGGGCAAAACCCCCUCGGGCACCAACCGCAGUCCCAGCUGUGGACGCCAGCAAAGCACAACGCGCAACGCCAAACUGCUGCUGCCUAACGCUGUCACAACGAGUGGGCGAAACCUGCCCCGCUCUCUCCUGGUGUCCAGCGGCGAUGGCGACGGGGGCGUGUUCGCCGUGCCAACCAUGCUGCCGCCAAACAGCUCGCGCCUCUCGCGCAUGUUCUCCCCCAACAAGGAGGCCCAGCUGGCCCUUAGACAGCAGCUGGACUCAAUCAGCUCUGACUUUUUGCUGCCGAAGCAGAGGAAGUUGGGUAGAAGUCGACCCCUAAGGAAGCCUCUGGUUGUCCAGAGAACAUUGGUGCCGCGGACGACCGGAGAUGCGUCACAGCACGUCUGUUCCUUCUCCAUACUCUCCAACUCCUCAGCCACAGGAACGGGUUCCUUCCGGCCCAUUCAGCCACGUGUCCCUCUGGCCCGACCUCUUGUUUCCAAAACCACAGCCAGUGCACCAAGCCUUUCACCCUCCACCGAACUGUCCAGCGCGAUUGACCAGGCAGCCAAGUCGGCGGGCAUCAUUCCAGGCAGCCCCCGUGGGGAGAUGGAGGCGGCAGCUGUAGAGGACGCCCUCCUGGGACCCGACGGGGACGUGUCCCUGGUGCCAGCCCAGCCACAGCCCCAGCCUCAGCCUCAGACACAGCCACAGCCACAGACGAGCAUCCUCCCUCAACAAGCAGAGGAAUCUCUGCAGACCAGCCUGCCACCUCCAUCCCCAGGUGGUGCGGACUCCCUGCUCGCCCCGCCCAGCGUCGCCUCGCUAUUGGACAUCUCACUUCCUGGUCCCCCAGAGGAGUCCCUCCCCUCUGGAGAGGCCCAGACCCACAUCAGUGACUCCAUCAUCGAGCUCGCCAUCAACUCGGCCCACUUUGGGGAAGGAUCAUCUCUCUCUCCGGCCAAGCUCAAUGGGACAGACACGCCCAAACUGCUGCCCUCUCCCUCCAAUAGUCCAGCUCAUAGCUGGAUCCCCUCGCCCACACACGACCCCCAGUGGUACCCCAGUGAUUCCACCGACUCCUCGCUGGGUUGCCUGCUGUCAAGUCUGGUGUCUCCUGAAAAACAUCGCCGGACACAACUCCCCCGUGUGGGCCCAUCCAGUGGUACAGCCCUCCUGGGCCCCAGCUUGCUGGACUCCAAUUCCCAUGAUUCAUUUCCGGCCAGAGGCCUUGCAGAGGUCGAUACCCAGUUGGCCUGCAUGAUGAGCGAGAGCAGUGUGGACUACAUUGCCCGCUUCAACGACCUCGCCCACGAGCUGUCUGUCACGGAGCCGCCCCUCCCGCCCCCCGGGGUCUGAGGAGACCAGAGGGACCCGAUUGGCUGUUUUGAUGUCAAGGCUGCCCAAUCAACAUCCUGGGAGCUGAUGCCUCUAGGGCAGGGCUGGGGACCAUUCUAUCUCUUAAGUCCCAAGAGGUUAUUCCAAAUAUGUGUUUUUUUGACAAACCUGGGUAAGUUAAGUCAGCUAAGAGUACGUGGUAAAUGCCCUUUGGCUUUCUUCGCCUAGCAAAAUAAAGCCAGAGAUCUCUGCUUUCAGAAGGUUUAGUUAACUUAUCCAGGUAGUUGUCACUAAGCCACAUGCUUGCAAUACACCCCAGGUGUCCUUGGUUAGGCCAGAGGGCCACCUGAAUGGCCACAGAAAACUACAAUGGUGAAGUGUGCGACUGUGACCGAGUGUUGCAAGAAGUAGGUGUC